Molecule: messenger RNA, 1854 nt
Organism: Tetrahymena thermophila SB210
Lineage: Eukaryota; Ciliophora; Oligohymenophorea; Hymenostomatida; Tetrahymenidae
Product: sodium calcium exchanger protein
Exons: 14
Biological process (GO): monoatomic cation transport; transmembrane transport
Cellular component (GO): membrane
Molecular function (GO): monoatomic cation transmembrane transporter activity
Source: RefSeq, a predicted model, not a curated record
AUGAGUUAAGCUGAUUUAUUAGAUUGCUCUCUAGCAAAUAUAUAAAGAGCAAUUAACGUAUGUUAGUUUGUAGUUGAGCAUUGCCAUGAUGAAGAAUUAAUAUAAUUUACUCAUUUCUACUAUUGUACAUUAAAUUAAAAUGUUCCCUCUUUAAUAAUCCUAACUAUAGUUAUUUCUUUGGUUGCCUUUCACCUUCUUUCAUCAACAGCAGAAUCAUAUUUAUCUCCCGCUUUAGCCAAAAUAUCUGAUUCUCUAAAAUGUUCAUAAACAUUAGCUGGUGUAACUCUGCUUGCUCUAGGAAACGGUGCCCCAGAUGUAUUCACAGCUAUAAUAGCAGGUGGUGGUAAUGACGAUGAAGGUAUAAAUUUAGCGAUUGGUAGCAUAUUUGGAGCUGGGCUCUUCGUUACUACUGUCACAUUAGCAAAAGUGAUUAAAAAUUCUGAUGAAUUAAAAGCUGAUAAGAAUAUAUUUAUUAGGGAUGUUGGUUUUUACUGCUUUGCAGCAUUUCUCAUAUUAAUUUAUUUGUUAAUAGGAAAAGUAAAUUUUCCAAUGGCAGUAGCUUUCUUCUCUCUUUACUUUGUAUUUAUAAUUGUUGUGAUUUACUAAGAGUGGGAUGCUAAAAGAAAGAGAAAAAAUGGAAUAAAUGCUUAGCUAAUUAGUGAUGAAAAUGAAUUGUAAAAUCGACAUAUGAGUUUUGUAAGUGGAUAAGAUACUGAUGAUUAUAUAUCUGAUGCAGAGAACAAUGAUUUUGAUAAAAGCUAUAAAGCUUCAGAGAAUUUGAAAGACUUUUUGAAGACUGGAUAUCUCAAAUACGAAUCUCCAGAAGAUUAAAGAGGUCUUUUAGAUGAUUAUUUAGAAGAAUUUGAAAAUGCCAGUAGUUCUUUAGAAGCAGAAAGAUAAAAAAAGCAGCAUUAUUCUUCAAAUUUAGUUGAUUUCAGCAUAAAAAAUACAAUUUAAAAGACUAAGCAACAUUCAAUUUAGUUUAGAAUAAGCCACAAUUUCCUUAAAAUGAAAUCAAGAAUAAAAAGUAGAAUGUUGAACUUUGAUUUGUAAUGGCAUUACAUGAAGUGGUGGUAGAAAUUUAUAUUUUUGUACGAAUUUCCGAUAAAUAUAGUUAGAGAUUUAACAAUCCCUCCUUCUGAAGAGGAUUAGUGGAAUAAAUGGCAAGGAAUGAUACUAUGCUACACAGCUCCUUUAUUCUUACUUGCUUACACGGAAAAUCUUGAAGCAGAAGUAUUUAACUUACACAUCUUGUUUAUUGUUUUACCAAUUAGCACUAUUUUGUGUCUGGCAGUCUGGAAAUUUAGUCAUGUUUCUAAGCCUCCCUCAUUUUUAUGGAUUUUUUCUAUUUUUGGAUUUAUUAACUCUAUUGUAUGGAUUUCAUUUUCAGCUUAGCUUUUGGUUGAUUUCUUACAAUUGCUAUAAUUAGUUACAAAUGUUAACAAGGCAUAUUUAGGUUUGACAUUUUUAGCAUUUGGUAAUUCUGCAGGAGAUUUUUUUACUAAUCCUUAAUUGGCUAAAAUGGGAUAUGGAAUUAUGGCUAUGACUGGUUGUUUUGCUGGUUAACUUUUUAACACAUUACUUGGUUUUGGAAUUGCUUUGAUAUUAAAAACAAAAAAUUAAGUAAUCGAGUUUUCUUUGUUCACAGAGUAAACAAUGUCUCAAUAAUUAGACAAUAUAAUUGUAGCCACUGUUUUACUGUUUAGUUUUGCAAAUUUAACUUUAAUUCUUAUUCUUGCUAAAAAAUCGAACUAUAUUUUAGGAAAGGCUUUCUCAAAUUAUUUAAAUAUAAUGUACGCAAUUUUCUUUUUUACUGCUACAUUUUUUAUGAUACUAAGUAUUUUAGUUAGAUGA